AUGUCUUCCAAUGAGGGCGGAUACGUCAAGGCCAAACGGGUGUUCAACCAGCUCUCUCGCCAGCACAUCGGAAGGUGGCCGGAGGACAAGCCGAAAUGGCUUUGGGCGUGGCCCCGGGACGAAAGGGAGUGGCUUUGGGACCCUUUGACUCAUGAGGUGAACAACAUUGCCGAAGGUAUUUUAGCUCCUACAGUGGAACAGAUCGAGGAAACCUUCUGCAAGGACGAAAAGACAGCUUCUGAUCUAGCGGAGGUGAAGGAAAUGGCUUUGACAUCCAUUACAGAGCCAAUCAUGACCGCAGAAAGAGUACAUCGAAAUUGUCGGCGAGUGGUUCGCAUGGCUGAAAAAUCGCUAGAAGAUCAUCCUCCAUCGAUCAAGCUCGACGGUAUGGAGACUCGCGGAGUGACAGUCUCUCAGGGUACCCCUUCUCGAACAGUCAUCAGAGGCCGUGAGGUCGUUGAGGUAACCACCGAAGUUGGCUUCACAGUCGAGCGGAUCACGAGGGAUGAGGAUGCGGCAGACCAGUAUGGCUACUUACGAUGCGUGAGGUACAUCCUGUCAAUCGAACCAGAGCACCCGGACCUGAAGUGCAAUGUCACCCGAAGCAAUGCUAGCGUUUCCUCUGCUAGGACUUCGCAAGGAAGCAGUUUCCAGGAAUCCAUUUGGACUUCCUCCGACAACAACAAUGUGGUGAAUCUCCUCUCCUGCACACGGAGACGCGUCGUGCAAGCCACAGUUUGA
Molecule: messenger RNA, 741 nt
Organism: Filobasidium floriforme
Lineage: Eukaryota; Fungi; Basidiomycota; Tremellomycetes; Filobasidiales; Filobasidiaceae
Exons: 1
Coding region: 1-741 (246 amino acids)
Source: RefSeq, a predicted model, not a curated record